Molecule: messenger RNA, 5450 nt
Organism: Spodoptera frugiperda (fall armyworm)
Lineage: Eukaryota; Metazoa; Arthropoda; Insecta; Lepidoptera; Noctuidae
Product: adenylyl cyclase 78C
Exons: 27
Coding region: 509-4192 (1227 amino acids)
Biological process (GO): cAMP biosynthetic process; adenylate cyclase-activating G protein-coupled receptor signaling pathway; intracellular signal transduction
Molecular function (GO): adenylate cyclase activity
Source: RefSeq, a predicted model, not a curated record
AACACUAACCUAGCUAAGGAUUGCUAGUGUUAAAAAAUUACAUUAAUUUUAUGUUAUUCUAUUUUCCGGGCAUUUUGUUUAAGAACUUAGUAUUAUUUGGUAAAAUUUUUCAUAGAGUGUAGUGAAAUUUAUUUAUUAAUACUACAAAAUACUACGAUCAUUACAGGAUCAUCUAAUUCAAUAGUGUAUUGUCAUUUUUUAACCUUAGACUAAAUUAAGUAACAAAAAUUCUCGCUUCACAGUAACACUUACAACUAAACAUAUACUAAAUAGUUACGUAUUUUAUUUUUUAAAUUAUCUUACCCUUAUCGUGAGACAAUGUGUUUUCUAUAUUCUUGUCUUAUAUACGAGAAGUUAAACCAGUUCUAAAUUCAGUUACUAUAAAGGUUGUGUUAUUUGGAAGUCCAAUCCAGUCGUGUCCCGGUGGUUUAAGACGCCCACUUCUCAUACAUGAAAGUGCGGGUUCGAACCCUUCCAACGUGCGUUAGAAGAACAUUGGUCGUCAGAAAUGCCUCAACUUCGGUACUACAGAGGUUUAUAUUGUCCAGCAAUUACAAGCAAAUUCGAGAAAGAUGCAGUGGAACUCCUGUACCAGAGAUAUUCCCGAAGACAAAGGCAGAAGCCCCUUAUCGUGGUCAACCUCGUUGACUUGGCGCUAAAAAUCGGACUGGUGCUCAUAUAUGCCGUAACAGCCGACGGUGGUUGGCCUCCGAGUCCCCAACAAAUCGUAUGGACGCUUACUUUCGUGUUUUUAAACAUGUUUGUUUGUCUGCUGUGCGUGUGGCGCACUCUAGCGCAUAACCACCUGCACUGGGUGGCAGCCGCGACUUGGAUACUGCUCAUAGUUCAAGGUCUAAGCAAGCAAGGUAUUGGCUUCGACGAGACCCAAUACCAAGUAUGGUACAUGCUGUUGGUAGGGUUCGUGCCAUACGCCAUAUUUCCACUCUCACUAAGCUGGUGUAUCGCCCUCGGAGCCCUCACCUUCCUGUCCCACUUAAUGGCUACCAUUGUCAACAUACAUGAGAAUAUUAAGCCGACUGGAAUUACUUUUAACACAAAUCAUAGAUACGGCUGCGCCAUUCGUCUGCUAGCAGGCAAUGCGCUACUCCACGCUGCCGUUAACUUCGCAGGCUUGUAUACCAAGUCUUUCGUGGACUGUGAACAGAGAAAAAUAUUCUCGGAGACUUGCAAGUCAAAGGCGGCAUACGAAAAGACCAGAAAGGAGAGCGACCGACUAUGGAAUCUCAUACAAAGCGUAAUACCAGGGUCUUUGGCGCAAAAAAUCAGCACACACUUGUGUAGGCGGGCUGGAGACGUCCAGGAGAUACUGGACAUUGUAACGUACAAAAGUCUUGAAGUAUCUCUUAUGUUUGCAGACAUCAAGGGAUUCACAGAACUUUCGAGCAAGUGCAGCGCUCAAGAAUUGGUGGAAUUACUCAACGACUUAUUCGCUCGCUUCGAUAAACUAGCUUCAGAGAACCACUGCCUCCGUAUAAAACUACUAGGAGACUGCUACUUCUGUGUGAGUGGAUUACUGGAUCAACGAGAAGAUCACGCGCACUGCUGCGUCAACAUGGGACUGCACAUGAUCAGGGUCAUCCGCGAAGUAAGAAGAGAGAAGAAACAUUUGGCGGUGGACUUAAACAUGCGCAUCGGGAUCCACAGCGGUACAGUGCUGUGCGGGGUGUUUGGCCAGUUGAAAUGGCAGCUCGACUUGUGGUCCCGGGACGUCACCAUCGCUAACCGCAUUGAGAGCAGUGGACUGCCCGGUCGUGUGCACAUUUCUUCUUCUACAUACGAAUGCCUUGACGGGGCUUUUGUGGUGGAGCCUGGAGAGGGGGGCACGAGGGAUGCCUACCUCCAAGAGUUCCAUCCCGUUACUUACUUCAUUGAUAGCACGGAAAUACCUUACGUAAAAAGAUCAAGCACAAGAGAUUCAAGUGAAUGGGUUAAAGUAGACCAAACACAGUUGUCCGCUGUACCCAUACCACCAAGUAUGGGUACAGCGGAAGGUAUUGCACGACCCGAGCGCCACUCAGCUACGGAAAAAGAUUGGAAGCCUGAAAUGCCAUUUGAAAACUAUUACUAUGUUAAAAGUGAGGACGUUCACGACGCACCACUCAACAUUGAAAUUGAGGAUGAAGAUAUGAUCCGCCGCUUAAUCGACGCUUGUGCGAAGUAUAUGCACACCUGGUCACUCCGGUUCAAGGAACACGCAAUGGAAUCCAGCUUCAGAAACCUGGACCGCGAGACUUUCAAGUCAAACGUCUUGAGCUGCAUGGUCCAAUGGCUGUUUAUGGUAGCAGUACAGACUCUUGCGCACUAUAACUGUACAAACCUGGUGAUAGUAUUGACAGUGAUGACGGUUCCCCUAGCACUCUGCUUCACCCUGGUGAUGAUGCAAGAGUUCCCUCGAAGCCAUCGCCAGCUGUUCAAGUUCUCCGUUAUGAUUAACAAGACUCGCAUUCUGAGGGUCAUGCACAUCUGCUUCAUAAUCUUUGUCAUGACAUUGUCGAGCACUGUUAAGCUAUACAUCUGUCCAUCAGCUCCACACAAUGUCUCAACAAACACUUCGAAUGUUCUGAUGUCGCAUAUUACAAAUACCACGGUGACUGAUGCCAUUGACUCAGGUGUAUGUGAUAACCCGGAGUACGUGGUGUACACGUGGGUGCUGUGCCUGGUGGCGCUGACAUCGGUCCUCAGGCUGUACUUCCUCAUCAAGACGCUAAUGGCCACCAUCGCUGUCAUUAUUUACUGCGCCCUGUUUAUUCAAUACUAUCUGUAUUAUCAGAGCAAAGAAAUGCUAUUGUUACCUGCUCAGAUGUUAGUUCUAAUGUGGGGCAUAUGCUUCUUAGUGAUGGUAAUAACCCACACACGAUUGAUGGAAGUAACAGCACGGCUCGAUUUUCUUUGGAAGCGCCAAUUGGCAGUCGACCUGUCCCGCAUGGAGUCAGUUCAGCGCAUGAACAAACAGCUACUCGCACAUAUACUGCCCGAUCAUGUGAUUGAUCACUUUGUUAGUAAGGACUGGCGACCUGAUAAUCUCUACUCCCAAUACCACGAGGAAGUGGGCGUGCUGUUUGCGAGUGUGGCCAACUUCGACACGUACUGUAGAGACAGGAGGGCUCUCGACUGUCUGCGCACACUCAACACUAUCAUACUUUCAUUCGACCAAUUGCUGACAAAACCAGAAUUUAGUCGCAUCGAGAAGAUAAAGACGAUCAGCGCUACAUAUAUGGCAGCCUCGGGUCUAGAUGCUAAACGCAAAUCCGGAAAAAACAACCACAAGCACUUACACGAGUUGGUUGACUAUGCUUUCGCGCUCAAACUAGCUUUGGCUGAUAUUCCAGUUCACAGUUUUGAACUGAGAGCAGGUAUAAGUUGCGGGCCCCUGGUGGGCGGAGUGAUAGGCGCUCGGAAGCCGAUGUACGACAUCUGGGGCAACACCGUCAAUGAGGCUUCGAGGAUGGAGAGUACCGGGGAAGCUGGGAAGGUACAAGUCACCGCCCACACCCGUGAGCUCCUGAGAACUGACUACGUGCUGAAAUGCCGCGGCGACGUACAUGUCAAAGGAAAGGGAAUUAUGGAGACCUGGUGGGUUACGGCCCCCGCGAAUAUUUAUGAUACCGAUGAUGAGAAUAUAUACCAGAAUGUAGCAAUCUUUAACGAACGGAAUCACGAAUGGGAUCCACGAAUAGUAACAUCCUUUGACCUGCCGAAGUCGUAUAAACUGAAUAUAAUGAAGAAUAUAAUAUUUAAACGCGCUAUGGGCAGCCCUGACGUCGAUGACCGUGUUGAAUGUUCCACGUUAGUCGACACAGACCAGGAAGAGGAACCUGAAUGCUCGCUACAUCCGUUGGCUGAGCUCUUGUUCUCUUUGCAACAAACUAGAAUGCAGAUCAAUGAGCACCCGAUUUACUCGUCAGAAGGAGCAUUGGACGAUAAAGACGUAGAGCCAAAGUCUGCACAAACGAACGAUGCGUCUUCAGCAGAAUCGAAUAUCGAACUGGGAACUAUAAGCAAUGCGAGCCGCGGUGCGCAGACGUCGCGACCAUCGUCCAGUGCAACCAGGGCUGGUAGUACGACUUCGGAGACCAUUCCAAUAAUUCCACCCGUUCGACCCAAAGACAAAACUACGGAACCACGACCCUCCCUACUUUCCCGGUUCAGGAAAUUACUUAGGUUCAAAUAACCUCGCAGUAUAAUACUUUGCACCACUUCUUUUCGCACCACAAAAUGGUUAAUUGUAAGGAUAGGUCUUGAUAUUAUUAAAUCUAUUAAUUCACCGAUAAUGUGCAAUAGUAUACAGGGUCAAUUUUAAAUAAAAAUUACAAAUAAGUAAUCGCUUUCCCACGGCUCAACGAUUUGCCUUCGAUAAAACUGUCUAAAUAUAUAAUUAUAGUAUUAAGGGGAAAUUGUACGGAGGCGUAAAGAACUUAACGGGUUGAUCUGGCUCUGGCUCAAAGAGCAGGAAUAAGAAUGGAGUGAUUUUUAGUCAAUGAAGAGUCUGACACUCCUCUCGCCUCACCCAAGGCGGGAGAAGUCAUUGGAGCCUUCAAAAAAAGGGUGAAAAAUGUUGCAUUACUGUAUUCAAUUAAAAUAUUAGAUACUUAUAGCUAUUCUUUAUGAAAUGUAAUAAAAUCAUGAAUGUUAAGUUAAAAUUAGGAAAUAUAUAAGGAUACUUAGACAAUUAAAUUACAGCAAGCGAUUACAUAGUUGUUAUACCCUUUACUAAUACAUUCAACCGGAUCUUAGAAUCAGUGUCGACCACAAGUUGUGAAGAUAAUUGAUAAUAUAGGUACAAUGUGUACGUUUUUUUUUUUUUUUUAAAUAAAACACAAAUAAACUUUCCAUAUAUAAUCGAUAUAAACAUUAUAAAUAGAAGCGUCUCACAUUCAGCAUAACAACUUGCACACGAUGACCGACCACAGAUUAUUCAGUAAACGACCAAUUGACUUCAUUAGAUACCAAGUGUGUCAGUAAUAUAACAAAUUAUAUUACUUUGAACCUUACAACAUUAAGACAAAGUUGAAAAUGUAUUAAAUAAUUUUGGUAUAUCUUUAUGAGCUGAUGUCUAGGAAGUCAAGAAAUCGCAUAGUACAAUCUGUUCUCACUAACACUACGGUAACUACUUGUGACAUAGACAAUGAAACUAGAGAGUUUAUAAUGACAACUGUUAUCGAACAAAAAUGUUGAAAGUACAUUGCCGAUUUGAGUUCUACACGUAUUAUAAUAGGGAUGCUUUUAGAAAUGUGUGACAAAAAUGAAUUUAACUUGUAAUUAGACUUAAAACAUGUAUUGUUUUUAGUCUUAUUCACGAUAUUUUACACCAUGACAUGGUAGUUUCUUUAAACUCAAAUCUGUGUAUAUACUCUCUUUGAAAAUUAUAAUUCGCAAUUUAUCAACCUAUAAUAAAUUUUCUAAAAAUUAAAUGGCUCUAAUAAAUCAAA